Messenger RNA from Cladocopium goreaui, 939 nucleotides. The record is from the annotation of a GenBank genome assembly. Lineage: Eukaryota; Dinophyceae; Suessiales; Symbiodiniaceae.
AUGGGAUGCGAAUUGCUAGUAAGAAGUAUGGGUAGGUUAUUGGCUAUGCUCCAUGAGGGUCAACAACGUGCAGAUGCUUACCUAGGAGAUUUGUCCAAGUCCAACGCCUUGGUGUCGGCCAUGCGGCAGAGGAAUAUGGCGCUCUUUAGCCGCACCCAGAUGUUCGAGUCCUUCAAGUCCAGAGCUCUCAUGAGGUACGUCAUGAACAUGGUGGAAGGUGAUCGCAUUCACGAUCUCCACCUUGAUGGUUUGAGCUUUGGCACCAGGGAGAUUAAGGAGAUGCUUGGCCUCUUCCAACGCUACGAGUGCUUUGAGCAGGUCUAUGUGCUUAGCCUUAUCGAUAACGGCCUGGACGAUGAUGCAGUGAACAUCAUCCUUCAAGUCAUCUUUCAGUUGCCCUACAUGCGAUCCUUUGACCUCCGCAGGAAUUGCUUCAGCUACGACGGGGUCAAGAGAAUAGAGGAGCAACUCAGAGACAUGGACGGCGUGACCGGGGUGAUCAAGAGCGCCGAUGGGGCUGUAAAUGUCCACAGCGGCAACCAGCUUCGAAUGACGUUGCACCUCGGGGAUCAGUUGGAGAAAUCGCAGUUGACCAAAGAUGUGGAUUUCACUGUGGAUCAAAGUCUAAGCCACGCCGAUGCGGAUCCAUUCCUGGAGACCGCGGCCUCCAGGUCGGAGCAUCCUUGGACCCAAGGAGCCUCAGCGUCACAGAGACCGCCACAGAAGGCUGUGCCGGAUGUGAGCUCCGUUCCAUUGGAAAAGCCCACAGCUGCCCCUGCGGCCCCUGCGGUUGGUGGACCACCAGUGGGGCUGGGCGGUCCUGGUAACUUAGCAGCCUUGAACAAGAAGUUGAGCAAGUCGAAGACGGGGGGCAGUUUGCCGGACCCCAAGAAGCGCGCCAAGAACCGGGCCAAGGCAGGGAGAAGCGCGGGACCAUAG